GUUGAAACGGUGAAGAAUGCGGAGGCUAAGCUUUUUCGAGCUUGGCUCCUUCUUUGCAUCCCGCCUCCUCUUGGCGUGGCUUGGCAUGGCGGAGAUGUCCUCCUAUCCAACCCCCAGACUCAAUAUAAAAGCCACUGGCCAGGUCCCCUACCAUCUAUCAAUUAGGCUCGCUGUCCCUCUCAUCUCUCCCAGCUCGAGCACAACCAUGUCCGCAGCCCUCUUCCUCGGCCUCCUGGGCCUCACUGCCCCCCUGGCCGCCGCAACCAGCCAGACCCCCGGCCUGGAACUCGCCUACUCCCUCGAACGCGCCACCCAAGGCAUCAGCAUCUCCUCUGAUGGCCGCAAAUUUCUCUCCCAGCGCUACUCCACCACCCUCCCCCCACAAGCCGUCGAGCUCCUCGCCGACAACACCACCGUCCUCUACCCCAACGCAGCUUGGAACUCGUACAACUCUAGCGACCCGACCUCGGACCCUAGCAAGACCUUCGUCAGCAUUGACGGCGCUCGCAUCGGCCCCGACGGCCGCUACUGGCUAGUAGACGGUGGCUCCACGGGUGUGAACGGCUCCACGAAGCUCGUCGGCGUGAACCUCACCACCAACGCCGUCGACAAACUCUACUACCUCGAUUCCAUCAAAGCCUCGACCAGCGGCAUCGACGACGUCCGCUUCAAUGCCGCUGGCGACGUCGCCUACCUCAGUGACACCGCCGGCGCCCUACUCGUCAUGAACAUGACCACCGGCACCGGCGUGCGCGUUCUCUCCAACGACUCCUCCGCCCAAGCUUACUUCCCCAUGAUGUACAACGGCACUUUGGUCCCCGGGUACGGCGCAGCCGGAAGCACCCUCUCCGUUGGUCUCGACCAAAUCGAAGUCUCCCCUGACGGAGUCUACCUCUACUACCAGCCCUGCAAUGGCGGCCUGUACCGUAUUGAAACGGCCUACGUUGACGCUACCCUCACCAACGCUACUCUGGCGGCUACAUUGGGCGACUACGCGGAACCGUUCGCAUUGACCCCCAGUACUGGUGGAACUACUAUCGACGGAGCGGGGAACAUCUACGUUAGUGAUACGAAUCUCCUGGCUAUUUGGAAGGUUACGCCCGAGGGUCGCGCGACGAUUCUCAUCCAGGAUGAGGUGCUGCUGUGGACGGAUCUGAUGUGGGUGACGGCUGAUAAGAAGUUGUGGCUGCCGGCGUCGCAGAUGAGACCUGGUGGUGAUGGAUUGAUGGCCGAUGGACCGAACUAUAUUUUUACGUACCCGAUUGAGGCGGGGCCGUCGCCGAUUGAUCAUGCUUGAGUCUGUGGUGUGCGUUAUGUGGGAUAGUGGUUGUAUGUUGGAUGGUGUAUCUACAAUAUCUUCUUUGGUUUUGAGAUGUACACUAGCUAGUUGAUGUAUAUUAGUCCAACUCCAUAGGAAUAUCCUCAAAAUUCGAU
Molecule: messenger RNA, 1434 nt
Organism: Aspergillus sclerotioniger CBS 115572
Lineage: Eukaryota; Fungi; Ascomycota; Eurotiomycetes; Eurotiales; Aspergillaceae
Exons: 1
Coding region: 206-1297 (363 amino acids)
Source: RefSeq, a predicted model, not a curated record